Molecule: messenger RNA, 2343 nt
Organism: Pleurotus ostreatus (oyster mushroom)
Lineage: Eukaryota; Fungi; Basidiomycota; Agaricomycetes; Agaricales; Pleurotaceae
Gene: APL6
Product: AP-3 complex subunit beta
Exons: 10
Coding region: 1-2343 (780 amino acids)
Biological process (GO): vesicle-mediated transport; intracellular protein transport
Cellular component (GO): membrane coat
Molecular function (GO): clathrin binding
Source: RefSeq, a predicted model, not a curated record
AUGUCGGGGCAGUACUUCAACUCCAUUACCGAAAAUGCAUCUCGGUUGGGAAUGCGAAUCCAAGAGUCUAUCUCGGAACACACCAGGGAGCUGGCAAUUACUAGAGGAGCUUCUACGGCGUACCUCGAAGCUCCCGACGACAUGUCGAAGAAUAUUCGCAAGCAGCUGGAUUCAAAUAGCGAUCGAGAGAAAUUGGAUGCAAUGAAGAGGCUUAUUGCCAUGGUAUCCAAAGGCCGCAACGUCUCGGAGUACUUCGCUCAGGUGGUCAAGAAUGUAGCGUCGCAUAACCUCGAAAUUCGCAAGCUGGUUUACAUCUACCUACUGCGGUAUGCAGAGCAAGAGCCAGAUCUUGCGCUGCUGUCGAUCAACACAUUUCAAAAGGAUCUGACGGACAUCAAUCCCCUCAUUCGUGCGAUGGCUCUUCGCGUGCUGAGCGGGAUCAAAGUACCCAUGAUAGGCAGCAUAGUCGUGUUGGCUAUCAAGAAAUGUGCCGCGGACGUCAGCCCGUACGUACGUAAGAAUGCGGCACUGGCGAUACCCAAGUGUUUCGAGUUAGACCCAUCACACACACCAGCUCUCAUCACCAUCGUUACUGCGCUACUUCGGGAUCGGUCGUCCCUUUGCAUUGGGAGCGUCGCAGUUGCUUUUGAAGCGGUUUGUCCUACGCGCCUUGAUUUAUUACAUCCACAAUAUCGCCGGCUCUGUCGCAUCCUCGUCGAUGUAGAUGAAUGGGGGCAAGUAGAUUUGAUGUCUUUGCUUCUGAGAUAUGGAGGGCGACAGCAUCGACCCGGAUCUGAACCUGUUACUCAAUUCCACCGAGCCUCUACUCCAAUCGCGGAAUCCAGCGGUCGUUCUGGGAGCAACACGCAUAUUCUACUACGCUGGGCUCCAUCACGGUUAUCGAAAGUCACUCAACCCCUUCUCAGACUUUUGCCUGGAUCCAAAGAGGUUUCUCGAAUCGUGUUGGUUUACAUUUCAGUCAUCGCCGGGGACUCGCCGUCCUUAUUUACCCCAUAUUACGCGCGUUUUUUAGUUUCUACGGACGAUCUUCGUGUGGUUAAGUUGACGAAAAUUCAGCUGCUUCUGCAUCUCCUUACACCGGAAACAUAUAGCUCCAUUUUGCGAGAAUUCAUUGACUGCGCUGAUGAUACAGACAAUGAAGUCGUCGCGGCCGCUAUACAAGCCCUAGGCAAAUGCUCCCAUCAAAUUCCUGAGUCGACACAAACCUGCCUCAAUGCUCUGAUCUCUAUGAUCAAGAGUCGCCAAGAUACGGUGGUCAGUAACGCUGUUCUCGUCCUGAAAAUUCUGGUGCAGAACGAACUCGAAGCCGAAUCCCACAAUCGCCCCAUACAAACGCAACAGAAUCCUGGCAUGUCCAUCAUAUCUCACUUGGCACAUCGGAUCGACGAUAUUAAGCACCCUCAGGCUCGAGCCUGCGUUGUAUGGUUGGCUGGCCAGUACGCAUCGUCUGAUGCACCCUCUGCUGGCUGUGCAGGUAUGCACGAUUGGGCACCCGAUGUAUUGAGAAAGGCCGUCAAAGGAUUUAUCGACGAGGACCCGAUUGUCAAACUUCAAGUUAUUACAAUGGCCGCUAAAUUGCUUGUUUUGAAUCCGACCAAUCGAACACUACUUCUACUUGGCCGACAUACGCUCAAUCUAGCCAAGUAUGAUUUGGACUACGAUGUUAGAGAUAGGGCUCGGAUGGUUGGUGCCUUGCUUGUUGGCGUUCUUCCCAAAGAAGCCAACGGUGCGGACGAGGUGCUGGAGGAGCGAGGAGGCGUUGUGUUGAGGAGGGAACAAGUCCGGGUGGUGCUUUUCAAUGGGAAGGCUGGUGUCGUGGACAAGGACAAACCGAGCGACGACAGAAGUUUGCUAGGGUCAUUAGGAAUGAUCACAGGAAGACCUAUGCGAGGAGAUGUCAUCCUGACUGACUGGCUGGAAGAAGGUAUCGAGCCUUCCCUGCGGACAAAUCCCGACGAUACACCCACUCCGUCCGCCAUCCCAACGGCGAUUUCGUCAAGACCUCAUUCGAAAGCCCCAUCAGCUCACGCGUCACCCGUUAUCCUCACCCCAGGAGCUUCACCAAGUGGUUCCGCGAUGAGGGAUAGUUCUAAGGGGGUGUGGCGCGAUUUGGAUUCUUUUUACGCUGAAGAAAGCGAGGAGGAAGAGGAGGAUGACGGCAGCGAGGAUGACGAGGAAAACGAAGAUGACAACGGUGAGGAAGACGGAGAAGCGGAGGCAGACGAAGAGACGGAUGAAGAUGAUAGCGAUGAAGAUAGUCUAGAUGCAACAGCAAACGAGACGCGGUCAAUGCUGCAACCAUCGGCCGGUGCCUCGUCGUAG